Molecule: messenger RNA, 2259 nt
Organism: Drosophila persimilis
Lineage: Eukaryota; Metazoa; Arthropoda; Insecta; Diptera; Drosophilidae
Product: IQ motif and SEC7 domain-containing protein 2-like
Exons: 3
Coding region: 154-2259 (701 amino acids)
Biological process (GO): regulation of ARF protein signal transduction; actin cytoskeleton organization
Molecular function (GO): guanyl-nucleotide exchange factor activity
Source: RefSeq, a predicted model, not a curated record
CUGUGACAAAGCAUAGAUACGUAUCUACGGAGGAGAUUGAAAGCAGUACAGGAGGCAGGUGGCAGCUGGACUAAGAGCUCUAUUAAACGCCAGAUCCCCUCCUCCAUUGCACACUCUGGGCAUUCUGGCAAUCAAAAGUCGCGCUCUCUGUCGAUGCGGGAGCGACGACAGCUGGACUGCAGUCCCAUACCACGUAGUCAAUCGGGCGCCUCUCCCGUUUCCAUUUCGGGAUCCACAGCCACCGCUGGCGGAAUGGCCUCCCAUCCGCAUGUGAAUCUGCUGCACGCGGCCGAGCCGCAUUACUACAAUGCCCAGGGAGCCGUCUACUACACCAGCUACCACGGCUCCCCGCACGACCUGAGCUACGCCAGCUCCGCGGACGUCUCGCUGAACGCCUCGUGGGUGAACGCCAGCGGGCACAGCCCCCACACGCCCUACUACUCGGCGGCACAGAUCUACAUGCGCCCCAAGGGCGGCAGCACCACGCCCACUCCCAGCUGCAGCGGCAGCACGGGCAGCGGCAGCGGCAGUGGCAGCGGCAGCUGCAAGAAGGUUCCGCCGGAGGUGCCCAAGCGCACCUCUUCGAUCACGGCACAGCAGCAGAGCCAGCUGCUGCUGCUGCAGCGCCAGACACCGCCGCCCCCGUCGCUGCUGCGGACCAACGGGCUCUGCAAGACGGCGGAGAACGGCAGCCUGACCUCCGUCCAGAGUUCCGGCUCAGACUCGAGCGUCACCUCGGCGGAGCGGAACAUGAACAGCGACCUCGGAUCGGACCGCAGCAACUCCCCCCACACGUGGAAGCGUGGCACGGCCCUGAACAGCUCCCAGCAGUUCUCCACGCACUCGGCCGACUCGGUAUCGGUCUCGGUGCCCAGCGGAGGUGGAGGUGGAGCCGUUGUGGUCUCCGGAGCAGCCAUAGCUGCUGCUGGGCCCGGAGCUUAUGCCGCACAGAUGCAGGCGGCCGUGGCAGCGGCCACAGCGGCGGGCGGAGUACCGCCGACGGACGAUCAUGCCGUCUCGUCGCACACCAGCGCCGCGCAGUACGAGCAGCACGAACAGCAGCAGCACGAGCAGCAGCAGCUGCAGGCAGCGGCCUCCGCCGCGGGCGUGGCCCAGAACUACAAGAUGUCGGAGACCAUACGCAAGCGGCAGUACCGCGUGGGCCUCAAUCUGUUCAACAAGAAGCCGGAGAAGGGCAUCACCUAUCUCAUCCGCAGGGGCUUCCUCGAGAACACGCCACAGGGCGUGGCUCGUUUCCUGAUCACGCGCAAGGGCCUCUCCCGCCAGAUGAUCGGCGAGUAUCUGGGCAAUCUGCAGAACCAGUUCAACAUGGCCGUGCUCAGCUGCUUCGCCAUGGAGCUGGACCUGUCCGGCCGCCAGGUGGACGUGGCCCUGCGCAAGUUCCAGGCCUACUUCCGGAUGCCCGGGGAGGCGCAGAAGAUUGAGCGGCUGAUGGAGAUCUUCUCGCAGCGCUACUGCGAGUGCAAUGCGGACAUUGUGGGGCGCCUAAGAUCAUCCGAUACGAUCUUUGUGCUGGCAUUUGCCAUCAUUAUGCUCAAUACGGAUCUGCACACGCCCAAUCUGAAGCCGGAAAGGCGCAUGCGCGUCGAGGACUUCAUCAAGAAUCUGCGAGGCAUCGACGAUUGCCACGACAUUGACAAGGACAUGCUGAGCGGCAUCUAUGAGCGCGUCAAGUCGGACGAGUUCAAGCCGGGCAGCGACCACGUCACCCAGGUGAUGAAGGUGCAGGCCACCAUUGUCGGCAAGAAGCCGAAUCUGGCGCUGCCCCACCGGCGGCUGGUCUGCUAUUGCCGCCUGUACGAGAUACCCGACGUGAACAAGAAGGAGCGGCCGGGCGUCCACCAGCGCGAGGUGUUCCUCUUCAACGACCUGCUGGUCAUCACCAAGAUAUUCAGCAAGAAGAAGACCUCCGUGACGUACACGUUCCGCAACAGCUUCCCGCUCUGCGGCACGGUGGUGACCCUGCUGGACAUGCCCAACUAUCCGUUCUGUAUCCAGCUGUCGCAGAAGGUCGACGGUAAGAUCCUGAUCACCUUCAAUGCCCGCAACGAGCACGACCGCUGCAAGUUUGCCGAGGAUCUCAAGGAGUCCAUCAGCGAGAUGGACGAAAUGGAAUCGCUGCGCAUCGAGGCAGAGCUGGAGCGCCAGAAGUCGGCGCGCAACCGGGCCCCGGGGAACGCAGAGAACCGCGAUAGUAGCGUGGCUGAUGUGGCGGUGUGUCCCUGUGCGUUCCUUUGA